This is a messenger RNA of Eimeria necatrix, 2271 nucleotides long. RefSeq lists its product as hypothetical. The record is from RefSeq and is a predicted model, not a curated record. The coding region runs from base 1 to 2271 and encodes 756 amino acids. The transcript is spliced from 2 exons. NCBI's taxonomy places the organism in Eukaryota, Apicomplexa, Conoidasida, Eucoccidiorida, Eimeriidae.
AUGCCCGCAGAAGGCCGAGCAGCCCAGGAGGGAGCCCUGGCUCCCCAGGCGGCGGCAGGCCGUCAGGCCCAGGAGGCGGUGGAAGACCCAGUAGCCCUGGAGGAGGGCCCCCCUCAAGUCCAGGAGCAGGCAGACCCUCUAGCCCUGGGGGGGGCCCCUCGUCCCCGGGGAGUGGACCCAGCUCCCCGGGCGGUGGCGGACCCUCCAGGCCGGGAGCUGGGGGCCCAUCUGGCCCAUCAGGUGGAGGCCCCUCUGGACCAAGUGGUGGGAGUCCUAGUCCGGGAGGUGGGAGGCCCUCUGGACCAGGAACUGGGGGCCCCUCUGGCCCAAGUGGAGGACGCCCUUCAAGACCCGGCGGUGGGGGUUCCUCUAGUCCAGGGAUUGGGGGCCCUUCUGGCCCAAGUGGUGGGGGCCCUUCGGGACCAAGCGGAGGUGGCCGCCCAUCUGGCCCAAGUGGUGGGACCCCUUCGAGACCCGGUGGUGGGAGCCCCUCUGGCCCAAGUAGCGGGGGCCCCUCUGGCCCAAGUGGUGGGGGCCCCUCUGGACCAAGUAGCGGAGGACCCUCUGGGCCAAGUGGAGGACGCCCUUCACGACCCGGUGGUGGGGGCCCCUCUGGCCCAAGUGGUGGGGGCCCCUCGGGCCCAAGUAGCGGAGGCCCCUCUGGACCAAGUGGCGGAAGCCCUUCGCGACCCGGUGGUGGGGACCCCUCUGGCCCAAGUGGUGAAGGCCCCUCUGGCCCAAGUGGUGGGGGCCCCUCUGGACCAAGUGGAGGAAGCCCUUCGCGACCCGGUGGUGGGGGCCCCUCUGGCCCAAGUGGUGGGGGCCCCUCUGGCCCAAGUAGCGGAGGCCCUUCUGGACCAAGUGGUGGAAGCCCUUCGCGACCCGGUGGUGGGGGCCCCUCUGGCCCAAGUGGUGGGGGCCCCUCGGGCCCAAGUGGUGGGGGCCCCUCUGGACCAAGUGGAGGAAGCCCUUCGCGACCCGGUGGUGGGGGCCCCUCUGGACCAAGUGGUGGGGGCCCCUCUGGACCAAGUGGCGGAAGCCCUUCGCGACCCGGUGGUGAAGGCCCCUCUGGCCCAAGUGGUGGGGGCCCCUCUGGACCAAGUGGAGGAAGCCCUUCGCGACCCGGUGGUGGGGGCCCUUCUGGACCAAGUGGUGGGGGCCCCUCUGGACCAAGUGGAGGAAGCCCUUCGCGACCCGGUGGUGGGGGCCCCUCUGGCCCAAGUGGUGAAGGCCCCUCUGGCCCAAGUGGUGGGGGCCCCUCUGGACCAAGUGGGGGCCCCUCUGGCCCAGGUGGCGGUCCUUCUGGCCCAGGUGGCGGCCCUUCUGGCCCCAGUGGUGGGGGCCCCUCUCGCCCAGGUGGCGGUCCUUCUGGCCCAGGAGGAGGGGGCCCCUCUGGUCCAGGUGGCGGUCCUUCUGGCCCUAGUGGUGGGGGCCCCUCUGGCCCAGGUGGCGGUCCUUCUGGACCAGGAGGAGGGGGCCCCUCUGGCCCAAGUGGUGGGGGCCCCUCUGGUCCAAGUGGUGGGGGCCCCUCUGGCCCAGGUGGCGGUCCUUCUGGCCCCAGUGGUGGGGGCCCCUCUGGCCCAGGUGGCGGUCCUUCUGGUCCAGGAGGAGGGGGCCCCUCUGGCCCAGGCGGUGGUGGGGGCCCCUCUGGUCCAGGUGGCGGUCCUUCUGGCCCUAGUGGUGGGGGCCCCUCUGGCCCAGGUGGCGGUCCUUCUGGCCCAGGAGGAGGGGGCCCCUCUGGUCCAAGUGGUGGGGGCCCCUCUGGCCCAGGUGGCGGUCCUUCUGGCCCAGGAGGAGGGGGCCCCUCUGGCCCAGGAGGAGGGGGCCCCUCUGGCCCAGGUGGCGGUCCUUCUGGCCCAGGAGGAGGGGGCCCCUCUGGCCCAAGUGGUGGGGGUCCCUCUGGCCCAGGUGGCGGUCCUUCUGGCCCAGGAGGUGGGGGCCCUUCUGGUCCAGGAGGUGGCGGGGGCCCCUCUGGCCCAGGCGGUGGUGCCGGCCCUCCUGGCCCAGGCGGCGGCGGGGGCCCUCCUGGCCCAGGCGGUGGUGGGGGCCCCUCUGGUCCAAGUGGUGGGGGCCCCUCUGGCCCAGGCGGUGGUGGGGGCCCCUCUGGACCAGGCGGUGGUGGGGGCCCCUCUGGACCAGGCGGUGGUGGGGGCCCCUCUGGACCAGGCGGUGGAUCUGGAUCUCCAGGCGGGGGUGGGCCAUCACGACCUGGAGGAGAUUUUCCCUUGCCUCCUAUUUUGCCGCUCCCUCCCGUGUGGGUUCCCCCAAUAA